Neocloeon triangulifer is the source of this 1210-nucleotide messenger RNA. Its product is annotated as ras-related and estrogen-regulated growth inhibitor. The record is from RefSeq and is a predicted model, not a curated record. Gene Ontology annotation, molecular function: GTPase activity; GTP binding. Lineage: Eukaryota; Metazoa; Arthropoda; Insecta; Ephemeroptera; Baetidae. Bases 199 to 1188 code for a protein of 329 amino acids. The transcript is spliced from 7 exons.
UAAUUAAUGUGUGUUGCAGAUCGAAUGGCUGGUGAGAGCAGCGGCACCACCGUCGGAGCGGGCAGCGGCCGCUGGCACAGGCAAAACAACUCCCCAGCGCACCAGUCUGCCAACAACAAUGGGACGUGUGCAGAUAUGUGAUGCUGGGAGGGCCAUCAGCAGACGGCCACCGCUGCUGCUGGCCUGAUCCGCCGCGCCAUGACGGCGGCCAAGUCGCCCUUCGCCAGGUUGCGCGCAGCCAAGCCCCUCAGGAUCAUGGUGCUCGGCCAAGGGGGCGUCGGAAAAUCAGCUUUGGUGGUGCGAUUUAUAACGAGGCGAUUCAUCGGCGAGUACGACCCUACCCUUGAGAAAAUGUACACUUUCAACCCCACCGUUGACAACGAGGUGAUCCCCUUGGAAAUUCUAGACACCGCCGGUCAGCCACAUGAAAUGGAGUGUCCCGGCUUGGAAGCAAACAUCAGGUGGGCGGAUGUGUUUAUUCUAAUGUACUCCGUGACAGAUAAGUGCUCCUUUGACGAGUGUUCACGCCUCAAGUUCCUCAUCAACUACAACAAAAGAAGGCGGCGACUCUCCUCGUCGGCCAGGACAGAGCCGCCCGUUUUGCUUGUGGGGAACAAGACGGAUCAAAUUGCAGACAGGAUGGUCUCUUUUGAAGAUGGCCAGAAACGUUUUGCAGACAUUGGCUGCGUUUCCUUCCACGAGAUCUCAGUGCGCGAAAACAUUGAAGAGGUGUGGGACGUUUUCCGAGACGUUGUGCGCAGGUGGCGGUCGCUGGCCAAGUGUCCACGCCUCAAAAGGUCGACCAGCGAGGUGCCCUCGCAGUCCAGCAGCUCCCCAAGUCCCAACAUUCCGUCUCAACAAGAAAUAGGUUCAGGACUAAUUGCUUGCAUUUGUUGCGGGAUUGACAGGAGGGCGGCGGUGGGAGGAGGCGCCGUUCCGAGACCGGGCCAGCACCGACGGCACCCUCCACUCGAGACCUCGCUGGCGCCAACAGGCCCCUCCAAGUCCCUCAGGGGCGCCCUUGCUCGAGCGACGCAUGAGCAUUUCGAUGCGCGGCUCGCCCAUCGACAAUUAAAAACGCAUUUGCUUGCACUCGAGCAGCAUCGGCAACAAGACACGCCAAGACGCGCCACCAGACGCACCUUUCAAAAGUUUUUCUUCUUCAAAAAACCGUCCGAAAAAUACUAAAAUAAAACCUGGCAGCACUUGA